Molecule: messenger RNA, 1299 nt
Organism: Plasmodium fragile
Lineage: Eukaryota; Apicomplexa; Aconoidasida; Haemosporida; Plasmodiidae
Exons: 2
Coding region: 1-1299 (432 amino acids)
Source: RefSeq, a predicted model, not a curated record
AUGAGGAGGUCAUCGAAAAAUUCUGGUGCGGCGCACAAGAAGGGGGAAGCCGGUUUGGCGCCGUCCAAGGCGCCUCAGCGGCAGGAAAAGGAGAAGCGGAGCGCCCCAAUGAAGAAAAGCAAGCAAAGUGGGAAAAGCGGGCAAAACGGACAAAGCAGGCCGCGCAGUGGUGCCAAGCCGAUCAAAACGAGCGAAGAGUCUUGGAAGUCUACCACAUCUGCGCAAUCGCCACGGCAGAGGCGACAUGGAGAAGGGCCUCACCAAAAGGAUAACCAUCCGGGGGUGAAUAAGAACCCGGAAAAAAAUUCCUCAAACCAUGUACUUGUUAGGGAACAAAUGGAAGCUGCGAAGAGGGAAAGGAUUAAGAGAGAAGGGGGAGGGUGCUUCCUAUGUCUCUGCUGUGGAAGCAAUGACGAUGAUAUGAUGAAUGAGCUAAUUUUAGAGGAUGAAAUAGGCAGGGAAAAGGAAGAGAAAGAAAAAAGGAAAAAGGAACAAGAGGAAGAGAGGCAACGGGAACGACUGAGUAUGAUGGAGGAAGAAGACAUAAUGAAGCGUCUACUCGAAGCAGCCGCAGAAGGAAAGACAGAUGAAGAGGGGGAAAAAAAAAAAGUAGGAGAAGUGGACAAACCAAAGGCACAAGCAAAAACAGGUGCCCGUCUAAUCAUAAAAGAUAUGAAACCAAAAUUGCUGCAGAAGAAAAAACCCAAGUUUAGUUUCCUUGGAGCAGCAUCAGCGCCUCCCCCCCCUGCAGCCUCAGCCUGUGUAGGACCCCCACCGGAAGUCAAAUCAACAUCCGUACCAGUAAAGGAGGGAGUCUAUUUAAUAUACAGUGAUGAAAACAACGGACAGGUAGAAUUACAUUAUUCCAAGCAGCCCAUAAAAGGAAGAGGAGUAUUAGCGUAUAUAUCCUCAAGUACAAUCCCAGAUUUUUAUUUUGUGAAGAAUAAUAUGAAGCAAAUAUUACUCAAAGAUGUUGCAAAAAUAAUGCAGAGUAGCUACGUGAAUGAUUUAAAGCCAUACUACGAAUGUGUAAUUAAUUUUAUAAAAAUGAAAAAAAAAUUCAAUGGCGUUUUAUACUUGUUACCUGCUUUCAAUGCUGAACCCCCUCCCAAACUGGACGUCAUUUUUUUUGAUUCCAAACAGAAGAAGCUGCACUAUGCCCCCAUUGAAGAAGCAAUCGAAUUCAGGGGCAACUUCAUUUUCGUCAUUCAAAAGGGGCUCCCAAUAUUCCAGGAGGAAAUAGAAACGGAGAAGCUCUGUUCCUACGUGUGCAGCUUCGGCGCGUUUCAGAACAUUUAG